Messenger RNA from Grus americana (Whooping crane), 2192 nucleotides. It is a transcript of the gene SPHK2, whose product is annotated as sphingosine kinase 2. The record is from RefSeq and is a predicted model, not a curated record. The coding region runs from base 161 to 1990 and encodes 609 amino acids. Gene Ontology annotation, biological process: positive regulation of apoptotic process; sphingosine biosynthetic process; sphinganine-1-phosphate biosynthetic process. Gene Ontology annotation, cellular component: cytoplasm; membrane; intracellular membrane-bounded organelle. Lineage: Eukaryota; Metazoa; Chordata; Aves; Gruiformes; Gruidae. The transcript has 6 exons.
GGGGAGAGAGGGCGACAGCGGCACCGGCGCCUGGGGCGGGGGGGGGGGCGGCGGACGCGGGCCCGGGCCUGGGCCUGGGCCUGGGGGGGCCGCCCCGGGGCCCUCCCCGAUAUCGGGGGCCCAUGACAGGGCCCUGGCCGAGCUGCCCCCCCCCGCCCCGAUGAACGAGGAGCCGUUGCUGGAGGGGGAUUUUGGGGGUCCCCCAGGCGCGGGGGGGACGCCCCGUUUCCACCUUCGCCUGACUCGGACGGAGCUGCAGAUCCAGGGGGGCCCCCCCGGAGCUGGGGGGGUCUUGCGCCUGGCCGACGUGGUGGGCUGCCACACGCUGCGCGCCCCCUCCCUGCCCGCCGCUGCUUUCUUCGCCGUCUACGCUUACCCCCCCCGCUGCCGGGGGGUUUCGGGGGGGCCCCGGCGGCGUCGUCGAGCCCCCACAUUCCGGGUGGACGCGGCCCCCCACUACGAAGGAAACCGGGCGACGGCCGAACGUUGGGCCCGCGCCAUCCGCUACCUCGUCCGGGGGCUCCCCCUGCCCCCCCAGACCGAAAUCCUGCCGGAGCCGCGGCGGCGGCGGCUGCUGCUGCUGCUGAACCCGUUUGGGGGCCGGGGCCAGGCCCUGAGCUGGUGCCAGAGCCACGUCCUGCCCAUGAUCACCGAGGCCGACAUCAGCUUCAACCUCAUCCAGACCGAACGGGCAAACCACGCGCGGGAGCUGGUGACGGGGAUCAGCCUGGACGAGUGGGACGGGAUCGUCACCGUCUCGGGGGACGGGCUCCUCUACGAGGUGGUGAACGGGUUGAUGGACCGGCCGGACUGGGCCGCGGCGCUGCGCAUGCCCCUGGGGAUCCUGCCCUGCGGCUCCGGCAACGCCCUGGCUGCCGCCAUCAACUUCCACGCCGGGCUGGCCCCGGCGCUGGGUCUCUCCCUCCUUCAGAACUGCGCGGUGCUGCUGUGCCGGGGGACGCCGUCCCCCCUGGACCUGGUGUCGGUGACGACGGCGUCGGGCGCUCGCGUCUUCUCCUUCCUGAGCGUGGCCUGGGGGUUGGUGGCCGACGUUGACAUCGAAAGCGAACGCCUGCGACGCCUCGGCCCGGCGCGUUUCGCUUUGGGCGCGGCCGCGCGCCUCCUGGCCCUGCACACCUAUCGCGGCCGCCUCUCCUACCUGCCCGCCGUCCCGCGCAGCGCCACCGCCGAUGUCGCCGCCGAUGUCACCGCCGAUGUCGCCGUCCCCUUACCCCGCGCUAUCUCCGAUUUGGGGCUCUGCGCGGGGAUCCCGAGCGGCCCCGGGACCCCCGAGGGGGAUUGGAGGGACGGCGAGGACGCCCCCGGGCUUGGGGACGCCCCCAGGUCUGGGGACGCCCCUGGGUUUGGGGACCCCCCAGAGUUUGGGGACCCCCCAGAGUUUGGGGAGAACCCCGGGAAGAAGGAAGGUGCCGCCGUCGGAGAUGCCCCGGUGUGGGGGGACGCCCCGGUGCGGGGGGACGCCCCGGGACGUGGGGACGUGGCGGUGGGUACCCCCCCCAUUUCCGGGACCACCGCCAUUCCCGUGGCCCCCCAAAUCCACGAGGUCACCCAAAGACCUGAGGACACCCCAAAACCCGCCCUCACCUCCACUUACGACCUCACCCCCAACCUCGGAGACAUCCAAGACCCCCCAUUCCAUCGCGUCGCCUCCGACCCCGCGUCCCCCCCAAAAAACGCCUCCCCCCGCGGCGGCCCGGUCGACGAUUUACUGGUGCCGCUGGGGCACCCGUUACCCCCCGGGUGGGUGACGCUGGAGGGGGACUUCGUCCUGGUCCUGGCCAUUUACCAGUCCCACCUGGGGGCCGAACUGGUGGCGGCCCCCCGAGCCCGGCCGGACGACGGCCUCAUCCACCUCUGCUACGUGCGGGCGGGGGUCUCGCGGGGGGCCCUGCUGCGGGCGUUGUUGGCCAUGGCGCGAGGAGGUGGCGGCGGCGGCGGUGAGGGGGGGGGGGGACGCCGCCGCCGCUGAUGUCGUAGCCGGCCCCCCCGUGUCGCGCGUCCCCGCUCGCGCUUUCCGCCUGGAGCCGCUGACGCCGCGGGGGGUGCUGACGGUGGACGGGGAGCGGGUGGAGUACGGACCCCUCCAGGGACAAAUCCACCGCGGGCUGGCGCGGCUGCUCACCCCCGCUGCGCCGUGACGGGGGGGGGGGGACCCCCGGGGGGGACCCCCA